Morone saxatilis (striped sea-bass) is the source of this 1693-nucleotide messenger RNA. Its product is annotated as transmembrane protein 151B-like. NCBI's taxonomy places the organism in Eukaryota, Metazoa, Chordata, Actinopteri, Moronidae. Bases 1 to 1488 code for a protein of 495 amino acids. The record is from RefSeq and is a predicted model, not a curated record. The transcript is spliced from 2 exons.
AUGUCCCCUCCAGCAUCGGCUGCGACAGCGAGUGAAAGCAGUACGACCACCGUCUUCGAGGAGGACACCAGGGAGGAGCAAAGACCCCUGAAGCAAUCUCUGAGCAAGUCACUAUGCCGGGAGAGUUUUUGGAAAUGCCUGCUCCUGUCCAUUCUCAUGUAUGGCUGCAUGGGAGCGAUGGUUUGGUGUCAUGUCACCAAGGUGACCCGCCUUACCUUUGACAGUGCCUUUAAAGGGAAAUCCAUGAUGUACCAUGACAGCCCCUGCUCUGAUGGCUAUAUCUACAUCCCUCUGGCCCUACUGGGCAUGCUCUAUUUAGUCUAUCUUGUGGAGUGCUGGCACUGUCAUGUGAAGAAUGAACUGCAGCACAAAGUGGAUGUGGAGGGCAUCUAUGAACGCAUCCAAAGGAUGCAGCAAGCUAAACCCUGCAUCUGGUGGAAGGCCAUCAGCUAUCACUAUGUUCGCCGAACACGACAAGUCACACGCUACCGCAAUGGAGACGCUUACACUAGUACCCAGGUUUACCAUGAACGUGUCAACACCCAUGUGGCAGAAGCUGAAUUUGAUUACAGUCACUGUGGUGUGAAAGAUGUUUCAAAGCAGCUGCUGGGCUUGGAGAAGUCUGCUCUAACAAAGAUGCGGUUCACCAAGUGCUUUAGUUUUGCCAACGUAGAGUCCGAGAAUUCCUACCUUACACAACGAGCACGGUUUUUUACUGACAAUGAGGGCCUUGAUGACUACAUGGAAGCCAGGGAGGGGAUGCAUCUGAAAAACAUUGACCUAAAGGAGUAUGUCAUGGUGCUGUGUGAUCCAGAGCACCACCCCUGGUAUCUGUCCCACUACGUCUUCUGGUUUGCCUCAUUCCUCACUUUCUCCUGGCCUCUCAGAGUCUUCACCGAGUAUCAUACUGCAUAUGUCCACUAUCGUGUUGAGAAGCUCUUUGGGCAUGAUUACCUCCCUGUGACCCCAUGUGAUGAUCGGCCAUAUUGGCGUCGUAUCCCUCGUGUUAACACCAUUGACAGUACAGAACUGGAAUGGCACAUCCGGUCCAACCAGCAACUGGUGCCCAGUUACUCAGAGGCCGGCCUGAUGGACCUGGCCCAGUGCCCAACCAGCUUUAGUGGGAUACGUCAGAAUUGUGAGCGCUGCCACAGAGCCAUCAGCUGCUCCUCAGUGUUCUCCAGGAGCGCCCUCAGCAUCUGUACUGGUGCCAGCUCCCGCAUCCCCUUCAGUGGCAGUCGGUUCUCCUUGGCGCGGCGCUACGGCUCCCAGCGCAGCUGCUUCUGGAGGAGUGGCAGCUUAGAUGAUCAGGAGAGUCCCAGUGAAAACACACGCUGUCUAUCAGAGCGCCUCACCACAGAUGAUGAGGGACCCCCAGACUACGAGGAUGCACUUUGCUACCCAGUGCUCAUUGUCCACUGCAGCGAGAAUUGCCACAACCACAGGUCUUUCCACAGAAAUGGCUCCUGCGUGGAGACUUCCUUAUGACUAUGCAGUCACUGACAAAACACAGUGGCAUUUCUGUAGCAUACAAACACUUUGGACAUCAGAGACAGAGUGUGUAAACAAGUCUUAAUGUGAGAUACACAGAUUCAUGCUGUAUUGUCAUACUAUCUUGAACAAAUGCCUGAAUCCUAAAUGUGUGAAUCACCAAAGCAAUAACAGUGAUUAGUGAGUGGAGAACAAAGCAACA